GAGGUGGUGGGGGUAGGAAGCUAGGGUUAGAGGGAGCCGGUAAGGCUAGAACCCCGAGCGUGGUCGGUUGGAGAAAAUAUGUCUGUUCGGAGGCACAUUGGCAAUCCUGAGUAUCUGACAAAAAGGAUACCACAAAACCCCAAGUAUCAACAUGUCAAGUCAAGACUGGACACUGGUAACAGUAUGACUAAAUAUACUGAGAAGCUAGAAGAGAUAAAAAAAAAUUAUAGAUACAAAAAAGAUGAGCUUUUCAAGAGACUGAAAGUUACAACUUUGGCCCAGCUGGUCAUCCAAGUUGCUUCCCUGUCUGAUCAAACACUGGAAGUGACAGCUGAGGGGAUUCAAAGGCUAGAAGACAACGAUUCUGGGACUUCAGACCCUGACGCGGAAAGCACUGCCAGGACCAAUGGGAAAGGGAGUCCUGGUGAGCAAUCGCCUAGUCCCGUCCACUUCAUAAACAACUCCGGAGCCGGGGACUCCAGUCGCUCAACGCUUCAGAGCGUCAUCAGUGGUGUUGGGGAGCUGGAUGUAGACAAAGGGCUUGUGAAGAAAGCAGAGCCCAACACCAAAGACAAACCUUAUCCCGACUGUCCCUUCCUGCUGCUAGAUGUGCGAGAUAGAGACUCUUACCAGCAGUGCCACAUUGUUGGAGCUUACAGUUACCCAAUUGCAACUCUGUCAAGAACAAUGAACCCUUACUCAAAUGAUAUUCUCGAAUAUAAAAACGCCCACGGCAAGAUCAUCAUUCUAUACGAUGAUGACGAGAGACUGGCCAGCCAGGCGGCCACCACCAUGUGUGAGCGGGGCUUCGAGAACCUCUUCAUGCUUUCCGGAGGUCUAAAAGUGUUAGCUCAGAAAUUUCCAGAAGGACUGAUCACUGGUUCCCUGCCAGCAUCCUGCCAACAGGCCUUUCCUCCUGGUUCUGCCCGGAAAAGAUCCAGCCCCAAAGUGCCGCCCCUACCAGCUGAGAACAAAUGGAGAUUGACCCCAGAAGACUUAAAAAAGAUAGAAUAUUACCUGGAAGAGGCUCAGGGUCCUGCAGAAAAUCCUAGCUGGCUGAACCAAGCUAACUCCUCUGCAAGAGACUCCAGGGGUGGAAGAGACUCCAAGGUUCCCGCUGGCCCCCCGAACACCCGCUCCCUCAGCAGCGGCCCCCCACGAGGCAAGCCCUGGAAGUAAAGACUCCGUCUCUCUUAGUCAAAUAAAUGUUUCCCUCCUUUCGGAAGCCCUGAGCACUUCCCAGGUUGGUCAUUUUGAGAAACUGCUCAGAGGAAAGACCACGACCUACGGGUACGCUAGGCCCCGUCGUCUCCCCACCUCCACCUUCUCCCCACAUCCACUCGGGAAGGAUCUUGGCAAGUAACCACCAAACCCAGAGGCCUGCCAGGCUCCAGUACCAUCCCCGUUGUUUACAGAAUAUUUACAUCUUUGAAACCGAGUAGGAAAAAAAAAAAAAGGUGUACUUUUUUUAGGCUUUUAUUUGGUUUAAUACGGUCCAGCGUCUCUGGUCGCUACCGGAUGUUGUUUUGUAAAUAUGUACGUCUGCUGGUUUGUUCUUCCCAACUCUCUUUUUCUCUCAUUGCUCUGGUUUGACAAAGGGCUCCCAAGCAGGCUUUCAUGACAAUGACCUUGGAAGCUGUGCCAGCGCUGUGGACAUUCUGAGGUCUAGGCAGCCCGUAGGCCCCACACCAGGUGUGGGCCCUUGCUCAGGAAAUCUCUUCCAGCACACACUGAAGGCUUUGUCGGUGGCUGUGAGCAUGGCUUGAUUUUAAGAUUCUGUAGAGUAACUCUCACCCUUCCUGAACCUUCCACCUCACUACAUGUUUUCCUGGAUCCAGUCAAGGUGAUGAUGUGCUUAGCUGCCCUAACACAGUUGAGGAGGGACCCUCCAGGAGAAGCCAGUCCUUUGUAUCAGGGCUAAACCCACUUAGCGUCCCUCACUGCCGGGGGUUGCCCAGCUCGGGCUCAUCCCUGUUAGCUGUGGAAACCGCACCCACUUGAAAACAUCAGCCUCAGUGGGGCAAUUGUGGGCACACUAGGUGAGGAGGGCUCCACAGCUCUUUGUCAGAGCAGACAACCCCUUAAACCCUUGCUUAAAAAUACAGUAUUAGUCUAAUUGAGUAAUUAGUGCAAUUUUCUGCCUACUUUUCAUUCUCACGACUGAGCUAUGAUUAGGAGGUUGUGAUUAUAGAUUCUGAUUUGGGCCGGAAUUUUGAAUCAGCGUUAAUUGAAUUGCUGGAUGACUGACGUUCAUUUCAUUUAAUUGGGGGAACAAAAGACUGCAGGUAAGGAUGAGGAGCUCUGAAAUCAUAAGGACAGAGCCUUGUUAAUUUUUAUGGUCUGUGAUCUGUAGCUGCGAUAAAGGACUAAGGAGUAAAUUGUGCUCUUUGUCAUGGCAACCAACUUCUGAAAAGCCAACUGAAAAUUGCCUGUCCUUAGGUGGUUACUGCUGCUGGAUAAGAUUUGCCUUAAUGGUACUAUUUUCUCGCCACUGGGGGAAAAAACAUGCCACAGUAUUUUAACAUGGGGGGAGGAGGGCUGUGUUUGUUAGAGAAAUAAAGGCAAUAAAGAUCUCGUAGAGACAUAUGGAAAAAUAACACUCAGAUUCAGCCCGGUUCUCUUUUAGGAUAUGUUUAUUCUUCUCUUCUACUUGAUUUCCAAAGUGCAACAUUUUCCGAUGCUUUAGAAAUCACACAAACCAGGGACAUUGUUCAGAUGUCAAGCCGUGCCCAAUUUUCCGCAAGAUUCAAGAAUCUUGUCGAGAAUUUAGCCAACGUACACAUAGCUUUAAUGAGCAGCCUGUCAUGUUUCCCCAUAAAUUUAUUGCCUGAGAACUUAGUUCAGCCUUUCACUGAUGCCAGAAUGCUCUGGCGUUUUAUUUUCUUUAUAGUGUAGAUAGAAAAAUGCAAGCGUUUCCACACUCAGCCUUCCCCCAGCAGAGACAAGAUUUUCAGUCAUUUUGGACACAUACACGUCUUUAAGAAAAACAUAUUUUCCUCUGUAACAAAAUUCUGGUUACGCCAUUUUAAAGUUGUCUGGUCAGGGCUUUAGACUUCCCCACCCAGUUCUAGUGUGAAAGUAAAAUGGUGGCUCCUCUCUGGCCCUGUGCUGUGUUCCGUCUGCAAACACCACCAGGACGGUAGCAACGACUGUGUAUGUGUAGAAAGGCAGUUUAGCCAACCCUGUUAGCACUGCCGCAUAUUAACCCCUGAACGGGCAAGUUGAAGAUAUUUAUGUGUAUUGCUCUGCAGUACUUUGCCGUGUUGGCAAGGAUUUUAAAGAACCACUCCACAAGAGACCUGUUUCGACUCUGCACUUUGCGUGUUAAAUGUUGCUAGCAGAUGUUUUCUACAUGCUCGAGGUAUUGCUUUUAAUGUUCGACUUCACUAGUUUCUUCAUUAGAUUAAUUGACAUGUAUUAUUUAAACGAUCAGUGAUAUUUUGUGCAAUUAUGAAUGUCGACGAUUAAAGUACCCUGUAAUUAA
Loxodonta africana (African savanna elephant) is the source of this 3484-nucleotide messenger RNA. It is a transcript of the gene CEP41, whose product is annotated as centrosomal protein 41. NCBI's taxonomy places the organism in Eukaryota, Metazoa, Chordata, Mammalia, Proboscidea, Elephantidae. Gene Ontology annotation, biological process: protein polyglutamylation; cilium assembly. Gene Ontology annotation, cellular component: ciliary basal body. The transcript is spliced from 11 exons. The coding region runs from base 79 to 1179 and encodes 366 amino acids. The record is from RefSeq and is a predicted model, not a curated record.